Messenger RNA from Cornus florida, 519 nucleotides. Its product is annotated as ethylene-responsive transcription factor ERF021-like. The record is from RefSeq and is a predicted model, not a curated record. Gene Ontology annotation, molecular function: DNA binding; DNA-binding transcription factor activity. Gene Ontology annotation, biological process: regulation of DNA-templated transcription. The transcript has a single exon. NCBI's taxonomy places the organism in Eukaryota, Viridiplantae, Streptophyta, Magnoliopsida, Cornales, Cornaceae. Bases 1 to 519 code for a protein of 172 amino acids.
AUGGAAGAGCCAAGUAGCAACCAAGGUGGAUAUAGCAUGGCCUCGCCCUUUCGGGGAGUCCGGAAGCAGAAAUGGGUGUCUGAGAUUCAUGAGCCAGGGAAGAAAACUCGAAUUUGGUUAGGAAAUUUUGAGACGGCAGAAAUGGCGGCCGCGGCGUACGACGUGGCAGCAUUGCAUCUUAGAGGUCCCAUAGCGCGACUGAAUUUUCCCCAACUUAGGGACAGUCUUCCUCGACCUACAAGCUCGAGAGCUGAGGAUAUACGUCUGGCGGCCCAAGAGGCCGCUUCGUGUCUCAAGAAGCCCACAGGAGAGCCCAAGACAGGUAGCUCCAGCUCUAAUCCGGGUCCAGUAAGAAUAGAACUCUCUCCGAGUCAAAUUCAAGCCAUUAAUGACUCACCUCUCGACUCACCCAAAAUAUGGAUGAAGUUGACUAAUGCCCUUGUGGUAGAAGAACAUAUCAUAUUUUCUAAUGAUAUUGAGAUGAGUGAUAGAGAAGAAAUACCUGAUGAUUCCCUAUGA